CAGAAUUGUAGUUGUCAUCUGGCAGAAAGUGAGGAGGCAGAAAUAUUAUCUUGUCUAAGACUGAGCCUGAGGCAAUUUGCUAUGCAUUUCAAGGGUCAUUUUCUGCUGGAUCUCUGCCCCAGGUUUUAACUGACCAGUGACUUUUUUUUCCAUUCAGAAAGAUGCUUCGUCGAGGGCUCGGUCUCAUCCUUCUAAUCUGGUCUGCGAGCUUGUUCAAAGAGAGUCACUGUUUUUGUGACAAAGUACCCUGGGCCAAAGUUGGAUGGGAGAUUCUUCCAGAAGAUAUGGAGAAAUUGAAGCUUACCCUUCCUCCUUCAGCUUACUGCUUGCCUUUCCCUUUGGAGAAAAUGUGCUGCAGUUUUCCCACCCUCAAGCCGUUCUACAGUUGUAUGUUUGCCCUCUGUACUCUUCUGAAGAGUCUGUGUUUUAUCCUGGCUUCUCUAACUACAUAUUCUCUCUGGAUCAGAUGGAAGCGGCAUUUGAAGCUGGGAGUGGACCCUUCCACAGAGUUCUUAAAUAAAAAAUUACCAGUUGGAGCCCUCCAAAGGACAGAUCAGAUCCUCUCCAGGCUUGUGAAGACUAUAUCAAUUCUAACAAAUUACCUGGAACAACCAAACAACCGUCGCCGCCACCACCACCACCACCACCACCACCACCAAAAAUCCAAAUCCGGCCAAGUCAAGGGAAAAAAGAAAGAUGCUGAAAACGAUUGGCCCUUUCCCACCACGACCGUUUGUUCACACUCUCCCCCCUCUAUCUUGAACACUUCCCACAAAGACGUAAACUUCUAAAAGAACGGAAUCUAUUUGGGAUACGAAGCAUUCUUUCGUUCCACUUGCGCUGUCUUAAACAUUCUUUACAGAGUCUUCCUUAUGAAGAAAUUUCAUUCAGUUAAAAACGAAAGUGCUUGACUAACGUGGUGUUGGGCAGACAGUUGUCUUGUUUUAUAACAUGAACUACUAAGCACUGAAUAAACAUUUCCACUA
Messenger RNA from Tachyglossus aculeatus (Australian echidna), 986 nucleotides. It is a transcript of the gene TEX50, whose product is annotated as testis expressed 50. The transcript is spliced from 2 exons. Bases 162 to 791 code for a protein of 209 amino acids. The record is from RefSeq and is a predicted model, not a curated record. NCBI's taxonomy places the organism in Eukaryota, Metazoa, Chordata, Mammalia, Monotremata, Tachyglossidae.